GCGUUCCGAUCCUCUUCAUUCCCUGCUUUCAUGGCAUUCGCAGAGAUGCAGCCACCUCAUGCAGACAAUCUCGCACCUCUUCCUGUAUUUUCUCGGCGGAAGACACCUAGGUUACGGGGACCACGCCCAUGCAGCUGGCUUCAAACGGGGAUAGCAACAAGAGGAGAAAUUGAAGGGAAUUGGUCAUGGACACAUCGGCAGGCCGACCUGUCCAGAGUAUCAACAAUAUGCUCCCGCACCUCUAGCGACUCUACUUCAUCCAAUCAGUCCAGUAUCACUUCCUCGUCCUCGUCCAGCGCAUCGUCAUAUAAUGAUGAUACACCAAUUUCGUCAUGUGACAUAUCGUCGCGCAGACAUAAACGUCGCUCUCAACGGCAGAGACCAUCUGGUCCGCGCCCUCCCUCCCGUCCACAUUCCCCCAGUUCCCCCAUGCGACCCCUACUUUCUAUCAAUACGUCAUUAUCAGCCCCCGUUCCCCUUGAGGACCCUGUCCUUCCGCUGCCCCUGGCAGAGUUCCCACAUAUAGCACCGACUGAACCUACGACACCCGCACCUCUGUUACCCCCAGCGAUUACGUUUUCACCUUCAGAUUUACUUGAUUGGGACGCAAUAUUUGAGGUAUUGGCUUUGGAAAGCAUACCAUAGUUUGAGCUUGGAG
This is a messenger RNA of Suillus plorans, 658 nucleotides long. RefSeq lists its product as uncharacterized. Bases 31 to 645 code for a protein of 204 amino acids. The record is from RefSeq and is a predicted model, not a curated record. NCBI's taxonomy places the organism in Eukaryota, Fungi, Basidiomycota, Agaricomycetes, Boletales, Suillaceae. The transcript has a single exon.